UGACUUCCUCUCGUUACAUGUCCCUAUCCGUGUCUGAAAAUCUAAUCUAAAAUCUAAAUCUAUGUUGCAACGCGGACAAAUCUAACAAAACUCGCCACUAGUUUUUCGUUCUCUUUUUCUCUGAGGGUUUGCUCUUUGGUUUCCUAGCCCAUAAAAAGAAACCAAAACUAACGCAUUCACUUUCCUUUUUAAUAUAUAUAUUUGUUGUUUUAAGCUGCCCACUUCGGCGACCCAGCAAAUACUCCAGUUUUAGAAACAUGCACAAAUUCAAACUCUUCUGCCACUGUUACUUUCAUAGCAGGGUUUGAUAAAAGUGGGGUUUGGUGUAAAAUGUUGGUUUUAAGCAUGAAUUCAAAAAGACAAAGGAGGCCAAAUGUUAGGUUAGGGGAAAUAGGAGACGUAUCUGCUGCUUUUGCAUGUAGGUUUUCUCAGAAGACUAAGGAAAGUUUAGGACAUAAAAGAUGGAAACCUGAUUUUCUCAACCCUCAAGGAAAUGAACUUACUACUGUUGUUGGGUUUUCUAAAGAAGAGUCUCCAGAUUUCUUGAUUUCUGGCACUGGUGUCUCCCCGAGGAUGUCAGCUGAUUUGCAACAGAACAGAGAGAAUAAGAACCCGAAUUCUUCGAAAUCAGGUUUUGAUGUGGUGAAUGCUGAUGAAAUUGACAUGAUGAAGUCUAGUUUAAAUUUCGGUACCAUAACCAGGAAGAGUAGGGUCAUGAAGCGGCGAGGUAGGAGCAGGGAAGGCAAUAAUUGUGUGUUUGGCAGUGCUUGGACCUGGAGUACUAAACUUAGUCCGGAAUUUAGUGGUGAAGAUAGAAAAGAGCAUGGUGAGAAAGAGUUUAUGGGAAUGAGAUCAAAUGCUUGUGAAGAUUAUUGCCCUGUUAAUGGUUUUCAGGACAUAUCAGAUCAUGAAACACCGGCUACCAGCAAAGAUGCUUGUGAAUAUGAUGUGGAUGAACCCGGUUAUGAUAGUUGGCAACAGGGAAAUGGUGAUGAUUACUGGAAGGAUGCUUGUUAUGAGGGAAAUAAUGUGUUUUUUAGAUCUGGUGAUGGAUGGGACCAAAUGAGAUACACCUGUAAUGAUGUAACUAGUGUUGGAAGAUGGUUGGAAGACCUGGGAUUUGGCAGGUAUGCUGGCAUAUUUGAAAUGCAUGAGGUCGAUGAGGAAACUCUGCCUCUGCUUACUCUAGAUGAUCUCAAGGAGAUGGGUGUAUUUGCCGUUGGGCAUCGAAGGAAAUUGUACGCUGCAAUACAGCAAUUAAGAGGAGGAGAUGUUUCUUCUUGAAAACUUUUCCAAUAAAUGUAGGUAACCCUUUUUUUUUUUCUUCACUUCCCUUUUGUGCAGGAAAAAAGUGUGGCAGGCAUGUAUGUAACCUUUUGGAAUCUCUGACGUGUUUUUUUCUUCCUGUUUCUUUGCUGGCGUUGUCAAUGAGAUAAGAUUAACUAGUUCAUACUUUAUAGGCUUCAAGCUAGCAUUUCUUGUCACUAGCCUCUUGAAUUAUUAAAUCUUAACAUUAUGUGAACUGAGUGGUUGCUUUUGCUACUGUUAAAUAAUGUUGUUUUUGGGUCUAAAUUAAAAUUCAUAGUACACUAAUCGUAGUACUUGGUUUCUGGUAUAAGUGAGCUAUAUCGACAGCCUCCCUGUCUAUAAUUUUUGGUGCAUGUAUUAUGUAUAUAAAUAGUAACUUGCUCCUUUAUUUAGGCAUAUAAUUCAGCUGAAAGUAUCAUGCACAUGUUGCCCCAUUUCUCAGUUGAAGUAUCAUGAGCGGUUUUGCAUUGCUGACUGUUAUAAUUCAGUGACAAGGAAAAAUUGUGACACGGGCUCCUCUUUAGAACUUACAGGUCAACAUUUCUUACCAUCAAUUACUGCAAAGGUUAGGUAUGAUGCUUGAUUUAAUGCUAGCUUUGUAGUCAUGAGCUAUACAUCAAAGAGUAAAGUGAGCAACAAUAUCAUAUUUACAUUACUAAAUUUAAACUGAUAAGAACUUUUUUUUUUUUAUAAUUGGGGGAGGGGGGAUUCAAACCUUGCUCUUUAGGCAGGGGGAUAAUGCACCAGCCAAUGAGCCAAAUGCUCGGGUAAACUAAUAAGAACUUGAGAAAUCCUAUUUUUUUUUAGAAUUAUGGAUAAAAAUUUUGUGUCUACGCGUAUGUGUGUGUGGGAGUAAGCGUGGUCUGCCACUUUCCCCUUUCUUUUAGUGUUUGGGAACAUAUUUUGAUGAAGGUAAGUAACUAGAUUACUAGAAUGCUAAAGUGUGACUAUAAUAGUCUGCAGAUUGUCUAAACUUAAUAAUUGUAGUCUUUUUUGUGAUUUUAACAUCUGCAAUAUAAUAUAAUUGAGUAAGAAGGACAUUCCUGGAGUUUCUCAGGUAGCUGUUGUUUUAGGCUUUUAGCACUUAAAAAAGGCUUUUCUUGUUUUUUUAAAUCUCUUUUCCAUGCUAUAUUGUGCUGCAAAUAUGGAAAAUGUUUAAGGUGUCUGAUCUCGGAGGAAAAUAUAUAGAUAUUGGCAUGUAAUCUGAGAUGUGAAUGUUAAUCCACAAUCUGCUUAAUUAUAAUGUUUAUCACCCCAUAAAAGUGUAUGACAAUGUUAUAUAUCUCUUUGGUGGUGCCUUACCGAUUGUUAUCAAAGUUAACUGCUUCAUGCCUCUCCUGGCUUUAGAUUUAUAAUAAACAGUAAAUGUUGUUUUCCGUCCUUCUAAUCUCUGUUUUCUCCCUCUGGAGCUCCUUAAUUUGUUUCCUUACCAUUAUAUUGAUCCAAUGGAUUCUUUGUUGAACAAUUAUGCCUUUUGCUACCGUGCUUUAUUAUCUUUACAUAUGCUCAAGUAGAGUUUGAUAAUUGAGAAAUGCUAUGCUUUUAAUUGUUAUUACCAAUUUAAUGCUUUGCAAAGAUCCUUUAUCUUUUUUCUUUAAGGGGCUUUUGAAAUUGCAAGAUGCUGAUCAUAAUGUAAUUUUAAGAGUUUCUGACCUAAUUACAAAUAGAAGCUGGAUAGUUAGCUUCUUAUGCAUGCGCGGGUUAGAAAUAUCAGAUGUGUUUAACUGACCAUUUAGCUUUAGGUGAUAGUCUCAUAUUGUUCAUGCACACAAUUUUUUAUGCUAUUUGGAUAGCACCGUAAAUGAUUCAUUGAUGCAUUUGAAAAUGGGUGGAUCCGAACCCUUAUUGCUCCUCUCCACCUUUCAUUGGUAAGCAAAAUGGAUAGGGCUAAAACUCUAUGCAAGUGAUACUACUCAAAAGUAUUUGCAAACCAGCAUAGUUUUCUCUUCUUUCUUGGUAUGCCUCUAUUGGAACUUGAAAGUCUGAAUGCCAGCAAGAUGCAAGGGCUGGCUUAAUCACUGCAGCUACAGCCACUUCUAAAGGACUUCCAGCAGUUAGCUAUGGAAUGUUUCAAAUGUCACUUUUAGAGUUGUGUUAAAGACGGCCCAUUCUGAGAAAACAUUUUAGUAGAUCUUUUGCUCUGUAUGAACGGUUCAUGAACAUUCCUUAUUAGGCGGGAUUAUUGUUGAUUUGCAAUGGAAUGAAAUGACCAUGAGCCUAUUAGAGGUAUUGUACUA
Messenger RNA from Theobroma cacao (cacao), 3545 nucleotides. RefSeq lists its product as uncharacterized. The record is from RefSeq and is a predicted model, not a curated record. Gene Ontology annotation, molecular function: protein binding. Lineage: Eukaryota; Viridiplantae; Streptophyta; Magnoliopsida; Malvales; Malvaceae.